AUGAAUCACCCGUCUUUCGAUAAUAUAUUACAAACCAAAACAUUUAAGUUAGGAAUUGAGGAUAUUCAAAAUAUUGGGUCUUCAUAUUAUGGAGAAAAUAAUAAAAAAAUAGAUCGAUACAAUGAAGAAAUUAAUUUGCUUAAACAACAGCUUAGCGACCUAAACGAAAAGAUGGGGAAAAGCGGUGCAAUACAUAAGGUUCUUGAACCUGUUGGAGCCCCCAAAAUAACCUUUUGGUAUUAUGAACUAAAGGAAAUGAAAGAAUUUCAGGACCUGGUUAUGUACGAAAUAAAAAAAAAGAAAAAGCAUUUUAAAACCUUAAGUAACAGUUGUAUGAAAUAUUUAUGUAACAAGGAAAAAAUAAAAUUAAAAAAACAAGAGGAAGAAGAAAAAAAAUUAAAAAUUCAUUCAAAAAAUAUAUCAUCAUAUAUGGAUGUUUUUUGGAAAAAAAUUGAAAAAUUAGUUUGGGAAGAGAAAAAAAGAGAAUUACAAAAGACUUUAAAUAAAAAUAAAGAAAUGCGAUUUAAAAAGUUUGUCAAAGGUGCCAUUAAAAAAAUUAAAAAUGCUAGACAUAAUGCACAUGAGUUGUUUGAAAAUAACAUGAAUGAUCUUCCUUGCUCAAACAAUAAUAGUGAAAACAAUGCAAAUAGUAAUAACGAAAAUGAGGAAAAUGAAAACGAGGAAAAUGAAAAUGAAGAAAAUGAAAAUGAGGAGAAUGAAAAUGAGGAAAAUUCUGCUAUUGAUGAGGAAGCCGAAUGUGCAAGCAAUAACACUGAUAACGACACAAAAAAUAAUACUAAUGCACCUCCACAACGACCCAUUGAUAGUGCUCCGAAAAAGGAAACUAAAAUAUCCUCAUCCAAAGCUAACCAUAGUAAUGAAGAUAAAGAACUUGAUGAAGAAGAUUUAACCGAUCAGGAAGAUGAAGAUAUUUUAUUAGAUGAAGAAAUGGAAUCUAUGGAUGAAUCAGAAGAACAAGAUGUAAACUUAUUAGAUGAUGAAGCUAAUAUGCCUGUUGAGGAAUUACUCAAAAGAAUAUAUGGUUUUAAAAGUGGAGAAGAAUAUAUACAUUUGAUGCAAAAUGAAGAAGACGAUGAAGAUGGUGAUACUGACAUCGAUGAUCAAGUAUCUACACAAAAUGAUUCGACUAAACCAAGUCAAAACUCAAAAAAAAGGAAACUCCCGGAUGGGGAUGGAAGCGAUAGAGAACCGAAAACUGUGAAGAUGGACGAAACGGAGGCUGCUAGCGAUGCACCAACAAGUAACGAAGUCGCUAACGACGCCGCUAACGAAGCCGCUGACGAAGCCGCUGACGAAACUGCCAACGAUGUAGAUGCACAGAACAACACCGAACCCAUCAACAAAGAAGGAAACGGGGUUAGGGAGAGCCCAAUAAAAAUGGAUGAAAUACUAGAAUGCAAUAUGGAUGAAAAGCAUUUAACAAAAAUUCCGCCAUUCAUAAAAGCAACAUUACGUGAUUAUCAACAUGCUGGAUUACAUUGGCUAUUAUAUUUAUAUAAAAAUAAUAUAAAUGGAAUAUUAGCAGAUGAAAUGGGUUUAGGUAAAACUCUUCAAUGUAUUUCAUUAUUAGGGUAUCUUGCAUAUUAUUUGAAUAUAUGGGGACCACAUCUAAUAAUAGUUCCUACAUCUAUAUUAAUAAAUUGGGAAAUCGAAUUAAAGCGAUUUUGUCCAUGCUUUAAAAUAUUAUCAUAUUAUGGUAAUCAAAAUGAAAGAUAUAAAAAAAGAAUCGGAUGGUUUAAUAAUGAUUCAUUUCAUAUUUGUAUAUCUAGUUAUUCAACAAUUGUAAAAGAUCAUAUAAUUUUUAAACGAAAGAAUUGGAAAUAUAUUAUAUUAGAUGAAGCUCAUAAUAUAAAAAAUUUUAAUACAAAAAGAUGGAAUAUAAUAUUAAGUUUAAAAAGAGAUAAUUGUUUAUUAAUUACUGGAACACCAUUACAAAAUAGUUUAGAAGAACUUUGGUCAUUAUUACAUUUUUUAAUGCCAAAUAUAUUUACAUCACAUUUAGAUUUUAAAGAAUGGUUUUCAGAUCCUUUAAAUUUAGCAAUUCAAAAAAGCAAAAUUAGUGAUUCAAAAGAAUUAAUAGAUAGAUUACAUACUGUUAUUAGACCAUAUAUUUUAAGACGAUUAAAAAAAAAUGUUGAAAAAGAAAUGCCAAAUAAAUAUGAGCAUAUAAUUAAAUGUAAAUUAACUAGAAGACAAAAAAUAUUAUAUGAUGAAUUUAUAAAUAAUAAAAAAGUUCAAAAUACAUUAAGUAGUGGUAAUUAUAUGGGUUUAAUGAAUAUUUUAAUUCAACUAAGAAAAGUUUGUAAUCAUUGUGAUUUAUUUACUAAUAAAUAUAUUCAAACUCCAUAUUAUUAUAUUUUACCUAUUCAAUAUAAUAUACCUAAAUUUUGUUUAUUGUUUGAAAAUAAUUAUUAUAAAGAUUUCUAUCUUAUUUUAUUUUUACAUAAUGAGUUUGUUUCUUUAGGGGGUAUUGCCAAAGAUGCCCACCCCAAUCAAAAACAAAAUCACCAAUACUCAGAUUCUAACAUUCAGAUAGCUUCAAAAAAUAAUGACUCACCAUUUUCCAAUUCUGAGCAAUUACAAAAUAAUAUUCUCAACAUGGAAAUGCCAUUCGGUUUUCCCUUUAGUAAUUUUUCGAAAAAUAGUGAAUGUACAAAUUUAAAUGGAAUAGGUCAAACAAAUGAAUUGGCUAGUAAGUCUCUAAUUGAAGAGGUAAAUCAUGGAGGCUCAUUUUUUUCAACUCAUAGCCAAAAUAAUAUACCUUUUUUUGAAAAUGCAAAGAUGGAGGAACAAAAUAAUUUGAAUACACCUGAAUGGUUUAACGAAAUAAACAAAAUGAAAGAUAAUCCAAAUUUUGAUUAUUUAAAUUAUUACAAAAAUAUUUUAAUUAAUUUAAAUCAAAAUAAGGAACUAAAAAUGGGUAGCCAAAUAGUUAAUAAUGAAAGUGUGCAAGACUUAUGUACCUACGUAAAUAAUGAAAUAUACAAAGAAAAUAUUCCUAAAAAUUUUCUAACAUAUUCAAAUGAAUUUAUUAACGAAUUAAAUAAUAAUUAUGAUAUUUUAUCUAAAUUUAUAGACCCACAAAAUAAGUAUAAAAGUUAUGAUGAACAUUUAUAUGUUAUGGAAUAUGAUAAAACUUUUUUUAAUACACCACUUCAAAGUGAUAGUUUACGAGGGAAUAAGCAAAUGAUUCCUCAUUCAAGAGGUUCUGGUAAUAGAGGUCGUCCUCCUAGGGGUACUCAUCCUGGCCGUCCAUCUCGGGGCAGUCAUCCUGGUCGUCCAUCUCGGGGCAGUCAUGCAGGACGUCCACCUCGAGGUGGCCAUGUUGGUCGCCCACCUCGGGGAGAUACUGGAAGUCAAAACAUACGCACUAAUAUUAAUGAAAAAACUGAACAACCCAAUAAUAAUGUAAAUAGUAAUAAACUGAACGAAGGGAAUGAAACAAUUGUUCGGUCUGUAGAGAGUGUGCAUUUUUGGAAAAAAAAAUAUUUAUAUAGAUAUAAUAUGAAAGUAAUAAAUAGAGAAGUGCAAUAUAAAAACUUUUUUACUGAUGAAACAAAUCAAGCUUAUUUAAAUUCGUUAGAACAUAAUUUAUGGAUAAAAAAACAAAAGGAAGAAGAAAUGAAGAAAAUGAAAAUUGAUGAAAAAAAAAACAAGCAAUUAGUAUCAGAUUAUCAUUUUAUUAAAAAUAGUAGAAUACCAAUAUUUGGAUCAAAUUUAUUACAUCUAUUAAAAACAGAAUUUUCAAAAGAUAAAAAUAUUGUAUAUAACCAUACAAACAAUAUAAUUAUAAAUAAUACAUCUAUGAAAGAAGUACAUGUAGAGGAUAUACCUUCGACUGAUUAUUACUAUAAUUAUAUGGAUCAAAAUAUAAAAAAGGAAAAUAAUGAUUUUGGUGAAAGUCUAAUAAAUGAUAAUAAUAAUAUAAACAGAUGCAAACCAAAUGAUUCUGCUUCUAUAGUGUUAGAACGACUCUUCCCAACUAUGGAAUAUUUUCUUAAACUAUAUGAAAAAGUUAUACAAAAUUUUAUAGUAAUAAAUUGUCCAUUUGUUAUUUGUAGUCCCCCAAAUAUAUUGAUAAAUAGAAAUUCGAAAUAUGACAAUGAUAAAGAAAUAUGUAGAACCCAAAAUUAUAGUAAUAUUAGUAGAGAAGAAGAUAUUAUAAAAAAAAUAAAAAAAGCCACAAGAGUAUAUCAUAAUGCAUUUCUAAAACAGUCUAUUAUUUUUCCUUUAAAUAAAGAUAUAUCAUUAGGAAGUGGUAAAUUAUUUGCUUUAGAAAAAUUAUUAAGUAAAUGUAAAAGAGAAGGAAAUAAAUGUUUACUAUUUACACAAUUUAUAAAAAUGUUAGAUAUUUUAGAGAUAUUUUUAAAUCAUUUAAAUUAUUCAUUUAUUCGGCUUGAUGGUUCAACGAAAGUAGAACAGCGUCAAAAAAUUGUAACUAAAUUCAAUAAUGAUAAAUCUUAUUUUAUAUUUAUAUCCUCAACACGUAGUGGUAGUAUUGGUAUUAAUCUGACAGCAGCUAAUGUUGUCAUUUUUUAUGACACAGAUUGGAACCCAUCAAUUGAUAAACAAGCGAUGGAUAGAUGUCAUAGAAUAGGGCAAACUAAAGAUGUUCAUGUAUUUCGAUUUGUUUGUGAAUAUACUGUAGAAGAAAAUAUAUGGAAAAAACAAUUACAAAAAAGAAAGCUAGAUAAUAUUUGUAUAAACAUGGGAAAUUUUAAUAGCCAAAAUAAUCGAAAUAAUAAUACAAGUCUUCAAGACCAUAAUGAAAUGAACAAAGACUGGUUCUCAAAUGUUGAUACUAUCAAAGAAAUAUUUAUUAACAAACAAAAUAAUGACGAAGAUGAUGAUAUUUAUCAGGAUAGAUUAUUACAUGAACAUUUAGAGAAUCCAGAAAAAACAAAUGUUCGUUUUGAAAAAACAUUAGAGCAUGUUGAAGAUAAAGAUGACAUAAAUGCUUUGCACGUUACAAGAAGGGAAAGGCAACACGAAUUGUCUCAAGACAUGCAGGAAUUUACAAACAAAAACGAUUUUCAAGAAGCCUAUAGUUUAACUUCCUAUUGUUUUAACUUUUUAAAUGAAAACUUAACAGAUAGUUUGAAACAACAAAUUGAUGAAAUGAAAAUGAGAAUUGAAAUUGAAAUGAUAAAUGCUAAGGAAGACGAGAACAAUUCGUUUGAUAGUUUGUCUAACCAAAGUGAUGAAGUAGAAAAUUAUGAACAAGUCAGAAAUGCAGCAACAUAG
Plasmodium vinckei vinckei is the source of this 5265-nucleotide messenger RNA. RefSeq names its product Snf2-related CBP activator, putative. Gene Ontology annotation, molecular function: ATP hydrolysis activity; ATP binding; ATP-dependent chromatin remodeler activity. The record is from RefSeq and is a predicted model, not a curated record. The coding region runs from base 1 to 5265 and encodes 1754 amino acids. Gene Ontology annotation, cellular component: Swr1 complex. The transcript has 5 exons. Lineage: Eukaryota; Apicomplexa; Aconoidasida; Haemosporida; Plasmodiidae.